ACAGUUUUACUGUGAGAUAAUUUAAAUUUAAAGUAAUUAUUUACAACAAUAUUAUGGAGGAAGAAAACUGUUUUGUUGAAAAAAAGGUGGAUGAACAAAUACAUCAAAAUAUUUUAGGAGGUGUUGUUAAGUUUGGUACAGGUUUGUUUUUGGGGUCUCUAUUCUCCUUAUUGUUUUUUAAGAGAAAAAAAUGGCCAGUAGUACUUGGUGGAGGAUUUGGUAUUGGUAUGGCAAAUAAAUAAACUAAGA
Messenger RNA from Brassicogethes aeneus, 249 nucleotides. The record is from the annotation of a GenBank genome assembly. NCBI's taxonomy places the organism in Eukaryota, Metazoa, Arthropoda, Insecta, Coleoptera, Nitidulidae.